UUCUGCUUGAUCUCUUACAACCGAAUCUCGGUUUUGCCUUACACUUGCUAAUUCCUCACUUACAAGUGAUGCGGAAUGAGCUUUAUCCAUGAAAGGCGCACGAGGAAUUCGCGUCUUCUAUCGCGAAACACCAUCAUCAACCUCCUACGCUUCUUCUGGGUCAUACUAGUCAUUUGGUGCGAGUUCGGUGUCUUUUUCUACAGUUUAUCAGAUUGCAAGUGGCCAGACAAGGAGUUGAAGGAGGCUGGAUCCACCGAAAAGCCAACCCGAGUCCUCUUAAUUUCAGACCCCCAACUCCCCAAUCCAAGGCGUUCAGGGAUUUCAUGGUUCGGCUAUAGUGCAUCUUCUACGAGAUAUCUGCGGAAAGGCUGGAGCGUCGUAACUCGCCUGCAUCCUCACGCAGUUGUAUGGCUGGGUGACGUCCUUGCCUCUGGACGCUACGUCACGAGUGAAGAUGAGUAUGAAAACUACGUGGAUGAAUUCAAAGGGAUAUUCUCAACCGACAAAUCCGUCCCGAACUAUUUUGUUCCAGGGAAUAGAGAUGUAGGUCUCGGAGAAUCCUCUACUUUCUCCAAGAAUUCGCGAAAAUACUUUACCGAGUACUUUGGACCUUUGAAUCAGGAGGUUAAUCUGGCUGGCCAUAGGCUGCUCUUCAUCGACGCCCCUGGUUUAGUUGAUGAGGAUUACCGUCGGCAUGGGAUGGGCAAGCAGUAUGAGACUUGGACUCCAGCUGUUGGAGGUCCAAUUGAGUUCAUCGCCUCUGUCGCCAUCAAGGCGUCGUCUAGCCCUAUCAUCUUAUUCAGCCAUAUUCCACUGUCCCGACCAGCAAGUACAUCGUGUGGACCACUACGAGAACAAGGCUCUAUACGAGCUAGUGCAGGUCAUGGCUAUCAGAACAUGCUUGGCAAACAGACCACCAGAUUUGUUCUGCACACACUUCAUCCAGCAGUGGUAUUCAGCGGCGACAAUCGAGAUUACUGCAACAUCACCCACCAACUCCGUUCAACAGAUGCCAAUAUAUUGGCAAAAACCACCGUCCGCGAAGUGACAGUAAAAUCAUUCUCCCCAUCCAGGCACAUCCGACGCCCGGGCUUCCAGCUCCUCUCCCUCGUCCAUCCAGACUCUGCCGUAUCACCCCAUGGCCCUACGUUCGCAGAUGCGCAUUGUCUUCUGCCCGAUACCUUUCGCAUCUUCAGCUCAAUAUACGUCCCCGCACUCGUGCUCACCGCGAUUGCGCUGUUGUACUUUAAUAUUUCACCCGACAGGCACCAUCGCCGUUCCUCCACUCUUUCGCCUGUCUCCGUCAGCAGGAGCAGACCAGGUUCCCCGCCGCCAGGCCCAGAGUCCGCAAUAUGGAGCAACUGGUCCCCACGGAGGUCAAACGGACCGACAACUCCGUCGACGGCACUCCCACCCUCACUGCGUGUCUCCAGUGCAAAAGAAAUAUUCACAUUCCGUGCCUUGUCCUCGUCCUCAACCCCUGGGUCACCGCUUGAUUCCCCGCUCCUGAGCCCCAUCCCGCUUUUCCACGCCGGACAUGAGGACGAGAUGAACCCCGUACACUAUCCAUCGCAACAUCACAACGACAAUAUCUGGCCUUCUGGCGAGGACACUCACGAAGCGCCGUCGUUCCUUCCCUCGCCGAGUGCGCAUCGAUCAGAAAGGAAAUGGUCAUCGUGGAGCUGGAGCUGGAGUUUCGUGUUCAGAGAGAGGAGACGGCGGGUGACGAUUGCGCUGCCGACGUGGGGGGAAAUGAGGAGGUUUGGUGCGUCUUUGAACAACGACAGUACCAGCAGAGGCAAGCGGAGGGGCAUGGUAUGGAGGCUGGCGGGUGACAGCAUGAGCGUUGCGCUGCCUGCUGUUGUUACGUGGGCUUUGAUUGGCUGGCUGUUCUUUUGACAUUGAUUGACCGUUAGACUUUGGUCAGACUAUCCGAUACUUACAUGAUUAUCGCCCGUAUAAUGAAUGGCGUAGCGUACAUUGCAUGACCAGUACGAGCUCUUCGCACACGCUUUGACAUGGAUCUGAUGAGUUUGGAGCGACGUCGACUUUGUAUAAUACAGUAUACUACAAGCGGAUGGGGUAGCUAUGUAGAAAUAUUACAUCCAUAGCACUAAUAGAAUCCCGCUGGUAUACUACAACAACAAAGUCACCAUAUAACCCGCGACUCCCAACA
Suillus clintonianus is the source of this 2176-nucleotide messenger RNA. RefSeq names its product Metallo-dependent phosphatase. The record is from RefSeq and is a predicted model, not a curated record. Bases 76 to 1899 code for a protein of 607 amino acids. Gene Ontology annotation, cellular component: endoplasmic reticulum. Gene Ontology annotation, biological process: GPI anchor biosynthetic process. NCBI's taxonomy places the organism in Eukaryota, Fungi, Basidiomycota, Agaricomycetes, Boletales, Suillaceae. The transcript is spliced from 6 exons.